This is a messenger RNA of Thrips palmi, 5069 nucleotides long. RefSeq names its product alpha-1-macroglobulin-like. Gene Ontology annotation, molecular function: endopeptidase inhibitor activity. Lineage: Eukaryota; Metazoa; Arthropoda; Insecta; Thysanoptera; Thripidae. The coding region runs from base 560 to 4894 and encodes 1444 amino acids. The record is from RefSeq and is a predicted model, not a curated record. Gene Ontology annotation, cellular component: extracellular region. The transcript has 28 exons.
CUCAGAUCGCGAGCUGCAAGCCUGUGUGCUGUGCGCUGGCGGCCCUGCAGUGACGGCGCACAGGCGCCAGUGACGUCAUCGAGUCCCCGCCCCCCUCUCCUCCUUCCUUCGGCCCCGGCGCGCUUUCGGUUCCAGUCGCUCGCCGCACUCCGCCCCGCGCGGAUCGGCACCCAACUCGACUUUGCAUUUUCGUCCGAGAAGAGGAUUUCGUCUGGCGGCCGCAUCACGAUUUAAGUGAAUUGAGGGUCUGCGCCGUGCGGAACUGCGGCGGCGGCUUCUAUCUGCGUCAUGUCCCAGCUAACUGCAGCACGUUUCAACUGCGGCAGGUUCCGACUGCGAGCACAUUUUCUGAAAGAAAUUUACAAUUUGGCACACGUCGUCGUCCAGCCAGGCCUAAUGUCCGCGUUCUCCGACACCGCUUGAUGGGCGUCCGGUCACCCACACGAAACCACGACGGAAGGAGUGGGAGGAGGACGCAUUGGUUACGUCCUAUGCUUGAUGCAUGGCAGAAUAGCACGUUGCAAAUGUGCUUCUGAAGAUCCUGUUCGGUGCCGCUGAGAUGUUUGCGUUGGGCGAUGGGGGCUUCACCAUGGCAGCCGCCGCUGAGCUGGGCCAGGGGACCUACACGGUGGUCUCCCCCUGCUCCGUGCGGCCGCACUCCGAGUAUCUCGUGGCCGUGGCGGUGCACGGCGCCGGCCAGGACACGUCCGUGCAGCUGGACCUCGUCAACAGCGGUGACAACGGCCAGAAUGCCACCUACACCGAGAAGCUGGUGGUGCCGGCCGGCUGCACCAAGACGGCGUGUCUCAAGGUGGGCGAGCUGCACGCCGGCAAGGUGCGCCUGUCCGCCAAGGGCGAGGGUGGCGUGCCGUUCGACAACGCCACGACGGUGCACUUGGACGCCAAGACGGCCUCGCUGUUCGUGCAGACCGACAAGGCCCAGUACAAGCCGGGGCAGGACGUGCGCAUCAGGGUGCUGGUCCUGGACCCUCAGCUGAGGCCGACCAUCGGGGAUCCCAUCAACGUGUUUGUCUCGGACGGCAAAGGCAACCGCGUGAAGCAGUGGCUGGGCGAGCGGCCGGAGGGCGGGCUGUGGUCUGGCACGUUCUCCCUGUCCGAGGGGCCCGUCCUCGGGGACUGGACGGUUGCUACCUCGCUGUCCGCCGCGCCAUCGGCCUCCGGCGAGGUAAAGAAGACCUUCAGCGUGGCCGAGUACGUCCUGCCCACGUUCGAGGUGACGGCCAAGGCGCCGAAGGCGGUCGCCUUCAGCCAGGGCAAGAUCCCCGUCACCGUCAAAGCCAAGUACACCUACGGCAAGCCGGUGGUCGGCAAGGCCACGGUGCGGGCCGCGCUGCCGCACUACUGGGUCAACCCCGUCUCGCCGCGGCCAUUCUCCCUGUUUGGCAGUGGCGUGGUCAGCCUCCCCACCAGCACGCCGCCCAGGCCCACUCACGUGGAGAAGGUGGUCCCGAUUGACGGCAGCGUCACGGUCGAGUUCGACAUGAAGGAUGAUCUCAAACUGGACGAGAACUAUCCCUGGAACCAGCUGACCUACGAAGUGUCCGUGGUGGAGGACCACACGAACCGCGUGCUGAAAGCCAGUGACGUGGAGAUCACCCAAGUCCGCCAGCACGACUUCGAGUUGCAGUUCCUCUCGUACGACUUCCAGCCCGGAAAGCUUGUCAUAGCCAGGGUGAAAGUGACGGACAUUGACGGCGCCCCUGUGCAGGACGAGAAGAACACCGUCAAGUUGACGUACACUUACGGAUGGAUGGACCAGGAGCAGAAAACGCUUGCAGAGAAAACUGUUCCAUCUACAGGGAUCGUCACGUUCGAACUGGAACCCGAGAAGAACAAGACGCAGAUCACUGUGACCGCUACUUACCGCAGCAUGACUACCGUCCAGCACAUGCACGCAAUGGGGGAGAGGAGGAAUGAGAAGGUCAACGUGCAGGUGGAGCAGGACAGCGUCAAGAUCGGCGACGACAUCGAGGUGCGCGUGUGGGCCUUGGUGCCACUGCGGCAGGCCACGCUGGUGGUGCAGGGCCCGCUUGGACUGCGGACGGUGCGGGACUUGCCCGCCGGGCUGGACGCCAAGAAGGACGGUGAGGACUCGGAGACGGGCACCACGGUGCGCGUGCGCGCCACCGCCGACAUGGCCCCCGUCUCGCGCGUCCUGGUGUACGCGGUGACGGCGGACGGCUCCCUCGCGGCGGAUGUGACGGCCGUCAAGGUCGACACGAACCUCGCGCCGGUGGAGGUCCGCGUGCUGCCGGGCCGCAGCGAGCCGGGCGGCGAGGUGGCGGUGACUCUGUCCGCGCGGCCCAACGCCACGGUGGCGCUGCUGGCCGUGGACCAGAGCGUGCUGCUGCUCAAGGAGGCCAACAACGUCGUGACGCGGGAGGACGCCGUCAAGGAGCUCCUCAGCUACGAGUCCAGGGCCGAGAAGCGCUGGGGACGAGGCUGCGAUGCGCAGAGCCUGCUGAGCAGGGGGAGGCCCCGGUGGUUGUCCGUGGAGGAGGUGCUGCAGGAUGCGGGUGUGGCCUUCAUGACGAAUGCCAAGACAGUGCAGAAGCCGCCACUAUCAACGACUUUCGGGUUCGGAACCCCGAGCAACUCAAGAGGGGUUCUCUUCGGGGCCACUUCCGUAAGCAUGGCGACGCCCAUGGCCGCCCCCGCAGCGGGUCUGGGGGGAGCAUUUGGAGGUGCGGCUCUGCAAACGCAACCGCCCAGGCUGCGGACGCUCUUCCCCGAGACGUGGCUCUGGGAGAACUUCAAUUCGGGUGCUGACGGGAACGUGACCCUCAAGAGGAUCGUCCCGGACACCAUCACGUCGUGGGUCGUGUCUGCCCUGGCCAUGGAUCCGAAACAGGGGCUGGGGCUCAGCGAGACGACAAAGCUGACGGUGUUCAGGCCGUUCUUCGCCACCCUGAACCUCCCCUACUCCGUGAUUCGAGGCGAGACAGUGCAGGUGCCCGUCAUCGUCUUCAACUACAUGGACGAGGACACCUCCGCCACGGUGACGCUGGACAACGAGCACGGGGACUUCGACUUCGCCGGUGACGACACUGGCGCCGCGAGACAGACGCGGCAGGUGGCUGUGCCGCGGCAGGGCGCCGCCUCCGCGUCCUUCGACAUCACCCCCAAGAAGGUGGGCCACGUGUCGCUCAAGGUCACCGCCAUCGGAGACAAGGCCGGCGACGCGUUGGAGCGGGCCCUGAAGGUCAAGGCGGAGGGGGAGACUCAGUAUCGCAACAAAGCCAUUCCGGUGUCCCUUGCCAAAGCAGAGACCUUCAAGACGAUCGUUGCCCUCGAGUUCCCCGAGAACACGGUGCCCGAUUCAGAAACGGUAGAAGUGUCUGCCAUCGGUGACGUUCUGGGACCCACCACAGCCAACCUGGACAAACUUAUCAGAAUGCCGUUCGGAUGUGGUGAGCAGAACAUGCUCAACUUCGUUCCCAACAUCGUCAUCAUGAAGUACCUCAAUCAUACCAACAAGCUGACCCCCGCCCUGGAACGCAAGGCUCGCUCCUUCACGGAGAUGGGUUAUCAGAAGGAGAUGACGUACCGACACAGGGACGGCUCCUUCAGCGCGUUCGGGGAGUCGGACCGCAACGGCAGCACAUGGCUGACGGCCUUCGUGGCCAAGUCCUUCCGGAUGGCCGAGUCGGUGGUGCCGGUGGAGGGGCGCGUCAUCGACGAGGCCCUGGCGUGGCUGUCCAGGCAUCAGGCUGCGGACGGCUCCUUCCCGGAGGUGGGCUCCAUCUGCCACCGCGACAUGCAGGGCGGCGCGGCCAAGGGGCUCGCCCUCACCGCCUACGUGCUCACCGCCUUCCUGCAGGAGAAGAAUGCCACGUCGAAGUACCAGGACGCAACCACGAAGGCGCUCAACUUCUUGCUCGAGGGCCGGUCCGACCUGGACGACCCCUACGCCCUCGCCAUCACCACCUACGCCCUGCACUUGGCCAGCCACCCUGCCAAGGACGAGGCGUUCAAGAUGCUUAACGCAAAGGCCCAGUCCGCACGCGGACUCCGGUGGUGGAGCAAGUCAGACGCGGCCGACCCUAAAAACCCGUUCCGCAGCCAGCCCAACUCCGUCAACGUGGAGAUGACGGCCUACGCCCUGCUGGCGUACCUGCAGCGCGGCCUGGCCGGGGAGGCAUUCCCCAUCAUGCAGUGGCUCAUCGCGCAGCGCAACUCCAACGGCGGAUUCGCCUCGACGCAGGACACCGUGGUGGGUCUGCAAGCGCUGGCCGCCAUGGCGGAGCGCAUGGCGCUGCCCGCCGGCGACAUGCGCCUCGUCUUCUCGUACGCGGCCGAGGGCGCCAAGCAGGACGCGCCCAUCGUCGUCAACGACGAGACUGGCUUGGUGCUGCAGCGGCACGAGCUGCCCCGCUCUGUCCGCGAGGUCGAGCUGACGGCCGACGGCACCGGCUUCUCGCUGGCGCAAGUGUCCUGGAGCUUCAACGAGGCCACGGCGGGCAAGCACCCUCUCUUCAAGCUGCGCGCCGAGGCGGCCAAGGCGACGCCCAUCACGCUCGUGCUGCGGGUGUGCUCCAGCUUCAUCGCGGGGCCGUGGGGUUGCGAGAGCAACAUGGCAGUGGUAGAGGUGUCGCUGCCGUCUGGCUUUGCAGUGGACCAGGACGCGCUGCCCGCCCUCAAGAAGACCGCGGACGUGAAGCGCGUCGAGACUAAGGACCAGGACACCGCCGUCGUGCUCUACUUCGACAAGAUGGACACCGAGGAGUACUGCGUCGAGAUAGCCGCCAUCCGUACCCACCUCGUGUCCAACCAGAAGCCUGUUCCUGUCACCGUGUACGACUACUAUGAUCAGACCCGGCGCGCUCGCGUGUUCUACGUGCCACCUUCAGCAGGGGCAGUGGACGAGAAGUGAAGCAGCCACCAGUCUUCGGCCCCGAGAUCAUCAUAUCUGUCUCGUUGUGGUUUCCUCGUGGAGUCUUUCGUGAAAAGAAAAAUGAGCCUGUUUCGCAAACUUUAUCCUUGCAUCAAAAUACGAAGGGACCUAGUUUCUUUAAACUGAGCGGAUAAAACAAAAGCUCUCCGGUUUA